GGACGUACGACAGGAGCACCGCCGGGAACAAAACGCCGUUCGACAAGAAGCUCUAUAGCUAGGCGGGCCGUGUUAUCUAAGGAUUUUCCAUAUUCUGCAUUCAGUACGUCGACGUCGGCUAUUGAAGUGACAGCUUGCAUACGAUGUCAAUGUGUUCAGCGCCUCCGUCGAGGCCAUUGAACCUAUCACCAAUCAUGAUCGACUCACUAACCCGAGCAGCGACCCCAAGUGAAGCCUCCCCAACAAAGAGAUCACCCACAACACCCCAACUCCUACACAAACUGCAUCAUCCAGGCUCCGUUCUCUCCCUCGCUGUUUCCGAGAAGCACAUCUUCGCCGGAACGCAAAACCACACUAUUCACGUCUGGGACUCCCACACCUUCGAAUCCGUUGCUGUCCUCACGGGUCACGAAGGAUCGGUGCUUUGUCUUCACCUAAGUCAUUGUGGACGCUGGCUCAUCUCCUCUGCCGGAGAUUCCAUGGUACACGUCUGGGAUGUGCGGACGCUCAGGCGCGUUUGUAUCAUUUGGUCUUCAUACGAUGUUGGGGAUAUGUUCUCGGUUGUUUACGCACCGGAGACCGGACAUAUCUAUCUUGGGGCGCAGAACACGAGUAUUCAGUGGUUUGAUCUGGAUUCGGUGUAUUCGCCGCGGACGGAGACGCCGAUACCGAUUGCUGAUGAGAGUGAUUUGGCGACUAACAAACACGCGAGGAGGGGAACGCACAAGUUCUUUGAUUCGAGGGGUCCGGGUGGGGUGUUGUCGAGGCGGCCGAGUGAGCCGAGUCCGAGUACGGCAGCUACGCCGCAUCAUCAAAUUCCUCCAGAUCAGAUCAUUCAGUAUGCGCAUUAUGGAUAUAUCUAUUCAUUUAUCCUUGGGCCUGGACGAUCGGGGGGAGCUGCGACGCUUUUCUCGGGUGGUGGUGAUGGGGAGAUUAAGUUGUGGAGAUUGGACAGACUACACCCGGAACCUGCACCGUUCAAAACUUUGAGCGCUGAACGUGAUGAUGUGGGGGGAGUUCUGAGCUUGUCGUUGCAGGACACGAUUCUUUAUGCUGGUAUGUCGAACGGUGAUAUCCGUAUUUGGGAUCUCGAUACCGCGCAGCUCCUCCGACAUAUCCGAAGCGCACAUAGCGGUACUGAUGUCCUUUGCACCACGGUUCUGGACAAUACGGCUGUUUACACAGCAGGAGCGGACGGACGUGUCCAGAGAUGGGGACGAGAGGGCCCGAGUGAGGGUUGGGAAGCUCACCGGAAAGAGGAUGGGAGCGAAGGACUCGUACUCGCCGCAGCUGUCGUGAAAGGCGGAAAUCAACAGUCAGCCAGAGACUUGCUCGUAACUGGUGGUAAUGAUGAGUGGCUCAAGAUUUGGGAUGUUCGGGAAACUGAGGAGGACUUUAUUGAUGGUUCUGGUGAGCAGGGUGAGGGCGAAGAAGAUGAUGCGGUGUUGUUCAAAGCAUUAGCGAAGUUGGUAAGCUUAAGAACGAUUUCAGGAAGUUCGGGGCAUGUGGAGGAAUGUCGUCGUGGAGCGACAUUCUUGAAGAAUCUUUUGCGGAGAUUGGGUGCGGAAGCGACGUUGAUACCGUGUUCGGGUAACCCUGUCGUUUUGGGACGGUUCAAGGCGAACUCGACACCUGUGACUGAGGAGAAGAGGAAGAAUGUUCUUUUCUAUGGACAUUACGAUGUCAUUGGUGCUUGCGAGAAUGGAAAGGACAGCAGCAAUUGGCACAGUGAUCCAUAUGAACUCACUGGACAAGAUGGAUAUCUCUAUGGACGUGGUGUGUCCGAUAACAAGGGACCGGUACUGGCCGCGAUCUUCGCUGCUAGCGAGCUCAUGGCCGAGAAGAACCUCUCAGUCGACGUGACCUUUGUUAUUGAGGGAGAAGAAGAGUCUGGCUCGAAAGGCUUCGCGGAGGCGAUCAGGUCAAAGAAGGACGUCAUUGGCGACGUUGACCUGAUCAUCCUCAGUAAUUCCUACUGGCUUGACGAUAGCGUUCCUUGUUUGACGUAUGGUCUUCGUGGAGUUAUUCAUGCAACCGUGAAAGUAUCUGGUCAUCGUCCCGAUGCGCACUCUGGUGUUGAGGGUGGUGCUGUUCGUGAGCCACUCAUUGAUCUCAUCAAUCUCUCGUCAAAGCUUACCGAUGAUGCGGGCAAGAUUUGCCUGCCGCGCUUUUACGACGCUGUUAGGCCGGUAACAUCCUCCGAGGAGAAGUUCUAUGAGGCUAUCAUCGACAAGCUGAAGCCUGAUUCGUCACACCACGACCUUCUAGACAUGGAUGCACUCAUGGCAAGAUGGCGAUUCCCUUCUUUGACGAUCCAUCAUGUGAACGUCUCCGGUCCAGGUAACGAGACGGUCAUUCCCAAAUCUGCAUCUGCCGCCGUCUCGAUACGUAUUGUGCCCGAUCAAUCAUUGGAGGAGAUUACGGCCGACUUCGAGGCUUAUUUGAGAGCAAAGUUUGCGGAGAUGGGAUCCAAGAACGUGUUGAAUGUCACUAUCGAUCAUCAAGCGGAUUGGUGGCUUGGAGACACUGACAAUACGGCAUAUAAGGUACUUGAAGGCGCAAUCCGGGAAGAAUGGAAUAUGGUGGAUGAGCAUCCAUUGUAUAUCCGUGAGGGAGGAUCUAUUCCAGUCGUGAGAUGGUUGGAGAGGGAGUUUGGAGCAGCAGCAACGCACUUCCCUUGCGGUCAGCGUAGUGAUAGUGCACAUCUUAACGAUGAGCGGAUACGUUUGGUGAACCUGAUCAAGGGCAAGAGGAUCUUAAAACGGACGUUUCAGAACUUGGCAUAGUGCAUUAGGAUAAAAUGUUACCAUCUCUUCUUGCCAUGCAUAUGCGGCAUGCCAUGUAUCCCUUUCUUAUCCAGUGAAUAUA
Saitoella complicata NRRL Y-17804 is the source of this 2868-nucleotide messenger RNA. Its product is annotated as glutathione degradosome. The record is from RefSeq and is a predicted model, not a curated record. The transcript has 2 exons. NCBI's taxonomy places the organism in Eukaryota, Fungi, Ascomycota, Saitoellomycetes, Saitoellales, Saitoellaceae. Gene Ontology annotation, molecular function: peptidase activity; protein binding. Bases 144 to 2786 code for a protein of 880 amino acids. Gene Ontology annotation, biological process: glutathione catabolic process; proteolysis.